Molecule: messenger RNA, 1140 nt
Organism: Moesziomyces antarcticus
Lineage: Eukaryota; Fungi; Basidiomycota; Ustilaginomycetes; Ustilaginales; Ustilaginaceae
Exons: 1
Coding region: 1-1140 (379 amino acids)
Cellular component (GO): Golgi apparatus
Source: RefSeq, a predicted model, not a curated record
AUGGGUAUCCCCUCCAAAUCCAGCGGCUCGAGCCGUCAGAGAUCGUACGCAUAUCCGCCACCCGCCAAGGGCAUCAGCAGAUGCUGGGCGUGGAUCCCCGACUCGUGGGCGUGUAGGCUCUUCCUGCUCAUCACGUUGGCAGAGGCAUCGAUCAACAUUGCCAUCGAGAGCAUGCUCUUUGUCCGCUACCAGUUCCACCGCAAGACGCAUCCGACACCGGACGACGAGUCCAAAUCCAGAGCGCUGCCCGUAUUCGUCAUCGUCUUCUCCAUCGCGCACAUCUACCAGUUCUUGCUCGCCGUGGAUGCGGUGAUCAACCGAAACACCAUCCUGGUGAUCGGCUCCAUCAUCUUCAACGCGUGCUUUCUCGUAUAUUCGCUCAUCCAGAUCUCCGAAAUGCGCACGGUGCUCGGCGACGGCGUGGCGCAGGGCUCGUCGCAGACCGUUCCCGUGCAGGUGCUCACGGGCGCCAUCCCGAUCGUGAUCGCGCUCGCCGAGAUCUCGUUUGUGGUGCUCGGAUGGAAGUUGUGGAAGGAGUUUGGCUGGCAGAUCUACAAGAAGAUCGGCGCGGACCGCAGCCUCAAGCGCGGCUACCUGCACUACCAGGUCUACGUGGCGCUGCUCAAGUUUGACUUUUUCAUCUUCAUCGCGUACUGCAUCCAGCUCGUGCUGGUGGUCAAGCAGAUCGGCACGGCCGAACGCUGGAUCACCAUCAUCUCGGCGCCGUUUUCGCUGCUCAUCCUCUUCUUUGCGUGGUACUCGGUGCGCAAGGAGCUCAAGUACGGCAUGCUCGCGUUUCUGGUCGGACUGACGGGCGCCAUGGUGUACUUUGUGUACAAGCUCUUCCGCAUCUGGCAGCUCAAGGAUACGCUGUACAAGGAGGUGUACAAGAGCUUGACGGUCUUCUCGACGCUCUCGAUGCUGCUGCUGCUCAUCACGGCGGCCAUGACGAUCCAGUGCAUGAUCAACUUUGACCGCGGCCUCAAGCACGCCAUUGCACGCACACGCAAGGACCACGCGGCUGCAGGCGCCGGCGCCGACAGCGGCUACCUCGUCGGAUACGACGGCAAGACGCUCACCCAUCUCGGCGACGGCAGCACCAGCGUGUUGCAUCUCCAACCGCGCCUGAGCUUGGAUUGA